Messenger RNA from Durio zibethinus, 2121 nucleotides. RefSeq names its product U-box domain-containing protein 38-like. Gene Ontology annotation, molecular function: protein binding; ubiquitin-protein transferase activity. The record is from RefSeq and is a predicted model, not a curated record. Gene Ontology annotation, biological process: protein ubiquitination. Lineage: Eukaryota; Viridiplantae; Streptophyta; Magnoliopsida; Malvales; Malvaceae.
AAGUCCACCAAAAAAAGGCCAAUUAUGUAAUUUUCCCCACAUACCCAGGCUAUUCCUUCCAAGAAAAGCAGCAUAGCAGGCUUAAUAGCUCUCUGCUUCUGCUUCUGCUUCUGCUCAUCCUCCCAGCUCACAUCCUCUCCUUCUUCACCUCUGCUAUUACAGCCUCACAAAAAUUAAACUAAUUUUAGCUUUCUUCUUUUAGUUAUGGGAGGAAAUGGAAAGCACAGAUGGAAAAUUUUAUUUUACCAUCGUUCGAGUUCAUCAUCUCCGAAGCAUCCCAAGACCCAACCUCCACUGGAAUUCCUCUGCCCAAUUUCUGGCUCUUUGAUGUUCGAUCCCGUUGUAGUCACCUCGGGUCAAUCAUUCGAACGAACCUCCAUCCAAGUCUGCCGCGACCUCCGCUUCACCCCUACUCUUCCAGACGGCUCAACCCCCGACUUCUCCACCAUCAUCCCUAACCUCGCCAUAAAAACUACCAUACUCACAUGGUGUCGCGACCACCAAACUCAAGACCCUACCCCGCCCGAUUACACCUCCGUCGAGAAAAUCGUCCGCUCCAAGGUUCAACAGCAGAGUCCAUCCAGACUUUCUUCCGCCCCCGAUAUUCGGGUCUCGGAACGUGAACUUUUGAAAGCAGUCGCUGAAAACCCGCCUGUUUUAUUCUCCCACGCGGCCACCGAAUUAGGUCCACGUGUCAACAACUUAUUCUGCUCCACCUCGUCCUCGUCCUCUUCCGAUGAAUCUGUUAUCGUAACAGCCAGUAGUCCCCACACGCCGUUGCCACUAGCCACCCGCCCCGCGUGUUUCUCAAAUUCCGGUUCUUCAUAUUCUUCUAUUGAAAUCACCGAAUCUGAAACCCUAAUCCCUAAUUCCCAAUCUUCUUCUUCGCGGGAAGAACAAGAGCUUUUUUUAAAGCUUAAAAGUUCUGAUAUUUCCGAGCAAGAAUCAGGUUUGAUUUCGUUAAGGAGAAUCACGAGGACUAAAGAAGAGGCUAGGGUUUCUCUUUGUUCUCCUCGGCUACUCUCAACUCUCCGAUGUUUGAUCAUUUCCAGAUACAGCGUUGUUCAAACCAACGCCAUUGCUUCGCUCGUUAAUCUUUCCUUGGAAAAAUCGAACAAGGUUAUGAUCGUACGGUCAGGAUUUGUUCCUCUUUUGAUCGAUGCUUUGAAGGCGGGAUCCAGUGAGGCGCAGGAGCAUGCUGCUGGUGCGCUUUUCAGUUUAGCUUUAGAAGAUGAAAGUAAGAUGGCGAUUGGGGUUUUGGGCGCGUUGCAACCGUUGCUUCACGCGCUGAGAUCGGACUCCGAGCGUACUCAGCACGAUUCGGCACUCGCUCUUUACCAUCUUUCUUUGAUUCAGUCAAAUCGAGUUAAAUUAGUGAAGCUCGGCGCUGUUUCGACUCUGUUACUGAUGGUGAAAUCAGGGGAUUUGGCGAGUCGGGUGUUACUUAUACUGUGUAAUUUAGCUGCGUGCACGGAGGGGAAGUCAGCGAUGCUGGACGCCAAUGCGGUAGCGAUAUUGGUGGGAAUGUUGAGGGAAAGAGAGUUGGUAUCCGAGGCUACUCGGGAGAACUGCGUUGCCGCGUUGUUUGCGCUGAGUCAUGGUAGCAUGAGGUUCAAGGGACUGGCAAAAGAAGCGAGAGCCGUGGAGGUUUUAAGGGAAGUGGAAGAGCGAGGGAGCGAAAGGGCCAAAGAGAAAGCGAAAAGAAUUUUGCAGAUGAUGAGAGGAAGAGAGGAGGAAGAUGAGGAGAUUGAUUGGGAAGUAGCUUUGGAGUCAGGUGGACUCAGUCGGACUCGGCACCGAGUUGGUAGAGAUGUUUUUGGUGCGAAUUCAACUAUGUUUUAGUAGUUUUUGACUUCUUGUGGCUUUUGUAAAUGUAAUUUUUUCUGACAUUUACUUUUACUUUAGUGAGAAAAGGUUUUUCUCUUCUUUUUUUUUUUUUUUUUGAUAAGGUGAGAAAAGGGUUCUUAUCGAUGAUUUGGGAUGUGAAUGUGUACAGAUAAAAUUUCUGGUGGGGUUUUAGGUUUUUAGAUUAUAUUGGAUUUUUGUAUUUAAAGGAAAAUGUUUAUGAAAUAUGUCAGUGAAAAUCCUUUUGCUGUAAAGAAAAAUCAAUUUUAUGUGGUG